AAAUCUGGUUUCAAGUUCAAAAUAAGUUGUUUUCGGACAUCAUAUCGAGAAUUUAACAUCCCUUAUGUACAGGAGAAUUUAUCUAUUUCUAGUCUAUAUUGCAGAGUGCUGACCAAUCCUGUUGGAACUUCUGAAGCAAGCAGUCUGCGACUGCAAUUUUUUACCAAAUUACCAGCCACCAUCUUCACUAGCUGUCAGAUAGAAGCCGAGGAUGGUACUCCUCUCUGGAUUGAACUAGUUGAUGGAAGGACUAGUGAAAGGGUAACAAGUGGCACCCUAUCUUCAAUGAAAAUCGAAAUCGUCGUCCUUAACGGCGAUUUCGGGUCGGACGAGGGAGAGGAUUGGACAGAAAAGGAAUUCAAUUGCAGUAUCAUUCAUGCAAGGGAAGGGAAAAGGCCAUUGAUAACCGGGGAGCUGACUGUGGUGUUGGAAGGAGGAAUUGGUUGUCUCCGUAAUUUAAUCAUCACCGACAACUCGAGCUGGAUGAGAAGUCGGAAAUUCAGGUUAGGAGCUCGAGCUAUUCAAGCAGAAAUAAGAAUAAGGGAAGCGAGAAGUGAAACUUUUGUCGUUAAAGAUCAUAGAGGAGAGUUGACCAAGAAGCACCACCCUCCAUCUCUGAGCGAUGAAGUGUGGCGUUUAGAGAAAAUAGCCAAAGAUGGCGCUCUACACAAGCGCAUGACUUUGAGAGGAAUUAACACUGUUCAAGAUUUCCUCCAGCUGUAUGAAGCCGAUGCAUUUUCUCUAAGAAACGUACUUGGCUCUGGGAUCACCAAGCGGACAUGGGAGACAAUUGUCGGACAUGCCAGCACCUGUGUGGUUGAUGAUAACAAGAUGUACACUUACUACCAAGCUUUGAAUAAGGCCAGUAUACUGUUCAACUCGGUAAUGAAAGUUGCUCAUGCAACAUUCCACGGCCAAACUUGCCAGUCUCUAAGCAAAUUGACCCACUCUCAGAAGAUUUUGGUGCAGAACUUGAAAAGGCAAGCUUACAAUAACAAGAAUCAAUGGGUGCUGCUCGAUGCCCCACCCAGCAUCACUCCUCUGAGAGCCCUGACCAUCUUGCCUACAGGGCCGUCAAUUGGCCUGAGCCCGCCUCUGCACCAUCUAGAUUUCACAGAGCUAAUCCAAGAGAACAGACAACCAGAUUGUCUAGGGCCACAGGGUCACGUUACCGCGAAAAUCUUUAAUCCCACCAUGGCAAACACCUUAGCAAGGCAGGACUUCUCAGCCAGAUUUAGUGCGGUCGAAAGCAGUCAUCAUCCUGGUUACUCACGAGGACCGUUUAUGCCGAACAUCCAUCUAAAUCCUGAGGACCUUUUUAAAGUGCCAUCGCCGAUCCCUGGCAAUUUGAUGUGGACACCAGAGCAUACUUUUGUCAUUGAAUCAAGCAGUAGGGCAGAUUUUGGGAUCUGUCCAUCUCGCACAGGUUCUGGAGUCCACAAAUCUAGGAUUUCAAGGCCCAAGGUGGCAUGGUGCAAGAUCCGUGCCGUGGUGAAGUGGGGAUCGGUCCGGCGCGUGGUGGCUGCAAAGAGAACAGCAAUGUUCAACUUUGCGCUUUAUUAA
This is a messenger RNA of Eucalyptus grandis, 1563 nucleotides long. RefSeq names its product calmodulin-binding protein 60 D-like. NCBI's taxonomy places the organism in Eukaryota, Viridiplantae, Streptophyta, Magnoliopsida, Myrtales, Myrtaceae. Gene Ontology annotation, biological process: regulation of salicylic acid biosynthetic process. The transcript is spliced from 5 exons. The annotation marks the transcript as partial. The record is from RefSeq and is a predicted model, not a curated record. Gene Ontology annotation, molecular function: sequence-specific DNA binding; calmodulin binding; DNA-binding transcription factor activity. Gene Ontology annotation, cellular component: nucleus.